This is a messenger RNA of Peniophora sp. CBMAI 1063, 2187 nucleotides long. The record is from the annotation of a GenBank genome assembly. Lineage: Eukaryota; Fungi; Basidiomycota; Agaricomycetes; Russulales; Peniophoraceae.
AUGAACGCGUCUGUGAACGAACCCUUUCUCCUCUCCGCCUUCGAUCUUCCCAAAAAGGCAUCCAAGUCCAGGCCCAGCACCGCGAAACCUCUCCAUGUGUCCUAUGACCGCAGCGCAAAGGAGGGCUUCGCGACAGUCGCGGUGAACGGAGACGGCGUACACGUCCUUGAUGUAUCAGAGCUUCAUAUAUCCAACUCUUACACCCUCGGACCAUCCACAACCUUUGCAUGUCCCGCCGUUUCGCGCGUGGUAGAUGAAAAUGGAACUCGCAUACGCAAAACGUAUGCUGUCGUCGCAUCUAGUUCAGAGGUCAAAAAGGAGGCGGAGAAUCGCACAAUAUGGCUGUGGAGGGAGCCCCUCGAAGGUUCGAGCGCCCGUGCGGCUGACAAACAGGCUAUUGUGCUUUCGCACGAUGUCGUUCAGCUCAUCGCGCCUUCCACUUCCGAAGAUAUUCUCGUUGCAAUAUCCGGUCAUGGGGACCUCACAAUCCUGGACGCUGACCUCACCGUGCGGCACACCGAGCCGCAUUUGUCCUCUGGCUCUAAGCUAGUCAAGAGCUUCGUCUUCGCUACAUCCAAAUGCUCUUUCCUACCGAUCGGCCGACCCCCAUCUCAAAUCACCGUCGUUCUGUUCUUGUCCUCUAGUGAUGGCCUGCUGACGCUUGGAUAUACUAUUGGAGAAGACCUGGAAAGAGUGUGCGAAGAUAGUUUGGACUUAUCCCCAGAGGACCUUUUGGACGUCACAUUCAACGAGUCUGGACUGAUAUCCAUCCUGCAUUCGUCGCGGACCAUUACCACAUAUCAGGUACAGCUGUCCUCACCUCCACCUCGCACUAUCAGGAGCCUACCGUCCAGCAUCCACCUGGACCGCUCUAGCUUCGUAUCAGACGAUACCGGAUACUCAAUGCUCUCAUUACACUCGUCCCUGGGUUUAUUUGCUGCUUUGACGUCGGGCACUUCGCCUUCCAUCGCAAUUUUGAUGCUGGAUUUGAUCUAUUCCGUCGUAUUGGCGGAACACACACUGGCCAUCCCGUCAUCCUCCUCCGGCUACCACUUGCAAUUAGCGGCAGCAUCUUCGUCUCAGGCUUUAUUGUCUUUAUCGCCUAAACAAUCUGGCUCGCGCGCCGCAGUCUACGCAGUCCCACUAGUAGUACCUGCUCGCUCAACUCUCGCUGGCGCAAUGCGCGCAGCGAGUAUCGGCGUCGGCUGGCUCGCCAAGCCUGCUGACGACGCGCUGGACGAGUCGUCCAUCGACGAAGCCGGACAGACCAUGCUCAAGAAGGUCGAGAGCGCCCUCUGCCAGAAACGUGUCGCGGACGCAGAGAUAGCGUAUGCCACAUACGUCAAGCAACAAGGCGCUGCGGUGCCCAGUAACGAACUUUUGCGGCGGCUUGUCGCAACGAACUUCCAGGCUGGCAAGCCCCAUGCGUCAAAGAUUGUGGAGGAUCUUUUGAAACGCAAGCUUGUGUCGAGCUCCAUGGUUGAUGGAGGUUUGCUACCAGCAUUGCGGGGACGCAAGGACUUUAAUCUACUGCAGUUGGCCUUAACAACUGUGAUUGACAUACCAGAAUCUGACGUCCUGGAUGCCCUGCGAUCUAUCGUCGUCGCACACGUUCGAUCCAGCUCUGGAACCGACGAGAUGCAAGUUGACGGUACUCCGUCCACUCCUGCUCUUGCGCCCUUUCUGGGACUGGCUGUUAGAUAUUCGACAUCAAUAGCGCCAUUGAGGCUUGCGAUUCGCCAGUACCUUCCAGAGCCGGAGAACGUUGUCGCCGUACUGGAGAUCAUUGAUGAUUGGUUAGACGAGAUCUUCACGAGCGAGCGGCUAUUGCUCGCUCCGGAAGACAAAAUCAAUGCUCCAGAUGAACUUCCGCCAAUUGAGAAGAUCGUCACCUUCCUCCGAACAAUAUUGGAUUCGUCUUUCCUAGCGCUGCUGCAGUACCGUCCAGCGCGCACUUUAUUGCAGCGCCUAUCAUCCCGGCUCGCUCCCGAGACAGAGUUGUUGGACGAGCUGACGCAACUCUCUGUGCCCCUCGAAGCGUACGUCAAAGCCGAUGCUGCGCGUAAAGCUGGACCGAAGAAGGACGCUCACGUGGAUCACGGAGACUGGCGUAAGAGGAGAAAAGCUGCUCAUGAGCGAGCGAACAUGGCAGUCGGGAUGUAUCAGGUCGAGGAGUUGCACAUCUAA